This is a messenger RNA of Baudoinia panamericana UAMH 10762, 4791 nucleotides long. RefSeq lists its product as uncharacterized. Lineage: Eukaryota; Fungi; Ascomycota; Dothideomycetes; Mycosphaerellales; Teratosphaeriaceae. Gene Ontology annotation, cellular component: cell cortex; mitochondrion. Gene Ontology annotation, biological process: microtubule cytoskeleton organization; maintenance of protein location in cell cortex; dynein-driven meiotic oscillatory nuclear movement. The record is from RefSeq and is a predicted model, not a curated record. Bases 1 to 4791 code for a protein of 1596 amino acids. Gene Ontology annotation, molecular function: tubulin binding; phospholipid binding. The transcript is spliced from 5 exons.
AUGGCGACUUCAGCUAAUCUAACCCCGGGCGCCAUACCGGCAAAUGGACAUGGCGAUCCCUUCGUUGGACCUGGCACAGGCGCACUCAGAUACGGUUCCUUCGACACCGACCAUUUUUCUAUGUACUCAUCCAAGUCGCCUUCUCACGCCCGACGCGCUCUGGAAGCGCAUCUGAGGGAUACGGAUCGCCGAUUACAGGACGCUUCGAAGUUGGGCAGUACGUUACUGCAACAGCGCAAGGACCUCUCUGCGCGCUUGGAGGAAGUCAAGCAGGUCCAGCAGGAUGACGAGCUUCCAACCGAUCUGCGUAAGAAGCUCACGGAGCUGGAACGCGAAUACAAUGAGAUUGGGAAGGAGUCUGCGCGCGCCUUCCUGACACGACCCAAAGCCGCACAAGCCAGUGAGAACGGUGCCACGCCGACUGUGCUGAGCGGCCAGGCUCGUGAGUCGCCGACCAAGGUCUCUGCUCCGUCGCGGAAGCAGCGCAAUCAACCGAGCAGUCGUGUGCACGACAUUGAGUUCGCCACCGAGAUUAGUACCUCGUUGCUUGCUCAAGUCAGGCAGCUGCAGGCGGCAUUAGCUGAGAGGGAUGAGACGUUGAGGGAGACCGCGUCUGCGAAAGCGCGCCUAGAGGCAGAGGCGACUGGUUUGGUAGGGCGCAUCAAGCAGAUGGGUGAGCAUGAGCAGCGAUACAAGGACGAUAGUUGGAACCUAGAGAUGAAAAUUCAAGAGCUGGAAGGAAGCUUGCGUGAAACGACAGACAAACAUGACCGUGUCCACCAAUCGCUCAGAAGCGUAGAGUCCGAGAAGACUGCGGCGCAACGUGAGCUGGACGACCUGCGAGUCAUCCAUGAUAAGCUGAACGAAGACCACGCGGCGAACAAAAGGCAGCAGGAGGUCGACAUGCACAGUCUUCGCAGGGAUGUCGCCACGCAUCAGACAGAACGGCAGACCUUGCAGAAGAAGAUCGACGAUCUGACUGCUCAGAAUACAGAGCUGGCAAGAGCACUGUCUUCACACUGGAGCCAACCUAGUGAGGUUGCUGACCAUGACCUUGCCACGCCGAUGGAAGAAGACUACGGGGAUGACCUUACUCCUGAGCACUCCGAGCCGCCUUCUCCGGUCAAAGGCACGCCACGGCACGGUAUGCUGGAGUCGGAGACUCUGAAAUCCAGUCUCAACCAUGCACACCGCAUGAUUCAGAACCUUAAGAACAACAUCCACCGCGAGAAGACCGAGAAGGUCGAGCUCAAGCGCAUGCUGCAGGAUGCCCGGGACGAGCUUGAAGCGCGCCGUGGUGAGACUGGCGUAACGGCUGCUAACAUGGCGAAAAAGCGCAGCCGUGACACGGACAGCAGCAAGUUCAAGAGGCCUGCCAGGCCUGAUCGACUCGGCGCGAACAGAAGCAGUACGACCGAAGUUAUGGAGGAUGAGCCGGACUGGGAAGAUCAUGAAGGCCAAAGUACGCCGAGCAAGUCACGCUUCCCCAUGGCUGCUGCAGGUGUAGUGGCUGGUGUUGGUGGCAUCGCUACGUUCGAGCAUGUUGCAAUUGGCGGUGCCGAGACGGAUGCCACCGAUGCCUUCGAAACCGCAAACGAGCGUGACACAACUACCGAGACCGAAACCUUUGAGACCGGAAACGAGGAUCUAGGUGCCGACGACAGCGACCUUACAGAGACUGAAGGUGGCCUUCUUGGUCGCUCAGGCACCGUGCGCGGAAGCGGCGUCACUCCACUCGUGGGUGCAAAAGUGGGCAGGCGCCGCUCGUUGCAGUCUACCGCAUCAGCCUCCGAUGACGAAGCCGAGAAUGUGUCGACGCCGGUGCAGAGUCAACAGCCGAAGUACCGUCUUCGAAUGAGCCGUGGGAACCGUCCUUCGAGUCGGCUCAAUGACGUCUUAGCGGACAGUCCGAGCCUACAUAGCCCGUCUUCAAGCGUCGGGACGCCGCAGCCUGCUGGUCCGAGCCUAGGUGAUGAGCUCAAUGCGCUAGACGAUGGCAGCCUUGCAGGAACGCCAAGCAGACUGUCCAUAAUCUCUACUGCGUCACCAGAAACCGAACGGCAAAUGAGCCUUGAGCCAGAAACACCUGCUGAGCUAGACGCAGAAGAUGGGACACCUGAAGGCGAACAAGCGCAAAUGGCGUCCCAGGCGAAUGCCGCUAUGCUCGCCCAUGAGUUUGCCACCCGGAAGGCCAACAUGGUAGAUGCAGGUGUCAUGACGGAUCCGUGGGAGCCGGAGAAGGAAACUAUCGUACAGAAGCAGACUUUGACUGACCGCGCUGGCGAGCUUGUUGGUGGAGCUCUUGCUGGGUUUGGCAUUGGACGCAUAGGACAGAGUAGGGAAGUCAAGGAUGAGCCAAGUGUUGAAGAUGCUCCGCUCCAGAAUGUUGUACCGACCUCGAUCGCGCACGAUACGACGGAAGGCGGUGCCGGUCCUACUCAGGAACUUCCAGCCGUCCUCCCUACUGCGGCAACUGCGGCCGAUGACAGCGUCGACGUUAAGCAACCUCAUCCACUGGACGACGUGCAAGAAGCAGGCGUUGAGAUGGUAAAGGAGCCGAAAUCUUUGGCGGGCGCUGUAAGUGGGCCGCUCAUGGAAGCUAAAGAGGCAAAUGCGGCACCGGAGAGUAAGGUUGUGGCCCCCUUCGAAACAUCAAGCAUAGUCUCGCAAGACACUGUCCCGAGCUUGCCGCAUCCAUCAAUGAGCGUGCCGGAGCACCAGGCCAGUACGCUACAACAGAUCACAGCUACCGCUUCGAAUCCAGCUGUGCCGCUCACUGCAGCUGCACCAUUCGCGGUCAAUGCUGGGAGGUCGCUCCAAGACUUCAGCUUUUCAGCGAUAGAUGCGCAAACACUCGAACCCACCUUGUUGCCGGAAGCUUCGCCCAUGCUAUUGUCGCCGUCAAUGCCGUUGACGCCAUUGACGCCGAACUUGCCGAGACGCAGCUCUCGCAGGCUUGACAGCCUUUUGGAUGACGGCGAGCAGCCCGCGGAAGCUCCGGAAUACACCACCAGCCAUGCCAUCCCAGGCACGGACGCCGCUCGGCCGGGCGCAAGUUUCUUCUUUGGCAACAUGCCACCACCGCUGACACGUACCCGGUCCCGGUCAAUGCCUGCUAAGAGGACAGAUGAAGCGCUGCCGAUGCCUUCACCCAUGCCGAUUCCGAAACCUUUGCAGAUUCGGAAAGCCGUCAGUGACGAGGGCUCGCAGACGACGGUAUCCGGCGCAGAAAUUGACGACAUGCUGUACAACAAGAGCCGCACGUCAUCGAUGGUCUCGGCGGUUACUGAUCCGGGAUACUCGCCUAGUAAGUUGGCGGCGUCGCCACAGAGGAGGUCAAUGGACGGCAUGGCACCUGGCGACGGUGCGUCGCCUAGUCGCGCGCCACGUCGGCCAGCAAGUGCAACGGCUCUGCGCGGCAAGGGUGCUGUUGGGGCCGCCCCGCCCCCAUUGCCUGAAGAUUUCACGCAAAAGAUCACCGCCGCUCAAAAGGUUCCAUCUGCGGGCGGACCGGCUGCGGCAGGUACUAUGGGUCCGCCGCUCAUGCCGGCCUCAGCGUAUAGGCAGAACCGUGCGAAAACGCCUGUUGAUCGCAGUCAAGAUCGAUCACUGUCACGCGAUGGGACAACGCCAAGGGCUGUUAGACCGCGGGACAGCAAAGCAAGGGUACACAGCCCGUCUCGUGCUUCUCGCCGCACGUCUGUAUCGUCUUUCGCUUCAGAGCUCGACGAGCGCUUCAACAUCACGCGAGGCGACCUGAUCUAUCCCAGCGAUGUCACACCUGCCACAGAUCCUCGAAUGAUACAAGCCAUCACACAGACGAUGAUUGGAGAGUAUUUGUGGAAAUACACGCGUAAGGCUGGACGGAGCGAGAAGUCCAACACCAGACAUCGGCGUUUCUUCUGGGUGCAUCCUUACACGCGGACGCUAUACUGGAGCGAGCAGGAUCCAAGCACUGCGGGCAGAAAUAUGUUGAAAGCGAAGAGCAUGGCCAUCACAGCCGUGCGGGUCAUCACGGAUGAUAACAGCUACCCUCCAGGCCUGCAUCGGAAAUCCAUUGUUGUUGUUACGCCUGGGCGUGAAAUCGUCUUUACAGCCCCAACCGGGCAAAGACACGAGACAUGGUUCAACGCGCUUUCGUACCUGCUACUGCGGACAGAGCAAGAAAAGCAAGAAGCCGAAGAUACAUUCAAUCAAGACGACAUCAACGAGUUCAAUCCUGGCUUCAGCAUUCGUCGAAGCAUCAGCCGCCUAACUGGCCGAGACCGUAGCCAUGACCGAGCAAGCUUGAGCAGCUACAACAGCCGAACGACCCGCACGAGUAGUCCUCAGCGGCGUGAGGCUGGUGGCAGUCUCGCGCAAAGACAUGCCUCACGAACAAGCACUAUGCGCGACUCUACCAGCAUUGGUGGUGGGCGGUUGAACUCCCUAACGAGCAGGUUCAGACCAUCGAGCAGUCUGCGGGGGAGCUUCUCCACCAACCGUGCGCGAUCUAGUUUCAGUGUACGGGGCCGCGGUGCUGGAGAUCCCAGCGAUAUCUACGAUGCCAGUGUCAUCGAGGGCAGCGCCGAAGACCUACGCAAUGUCAUUGAGAGGCAAGAGCGGGAGGCGGACAGGCUCGAGAACGUGCGAGCGUGUUGUGAUGGCAAGCACGAUGUCGGAUCAUUGUCACGGAGUGGAAGACACUCCAGCAUGUCCUCCAGAGUCGGGAGUCAGUCGCAUUCCCACGGUCACAGUCAUCCCAGGGCGGAGCCGAUGAAGGACUCCGCGCGUCCAAGGAGAGGCGAGUGA